UGUGCCUUCGCUCACGCAUGUGUGUGUGAGCGUUUCUUUAUUUUGAAUCAACGCACAUGCCAUAUUUAUAAAUAAAAAAAAAAAAUCUAAACAAGAUGCAACGCCGCAAAGGUCCGAAAUCAGUAAAUAAACCCCCUCCAAUACAGGCAAUACCCAAGAAGACGACAUUCGAUGGCGACAACGAUAUUCAAUUCGAAUUGGAGCUUUGUUGGUGCGUACAACAACUGCAGACGGCACUAAACAGCGGCAAGCUCAAUCAAAAAAUUGCCGAGGACACAGCCAAGAACUUGAAGACAUUGACCAGCAAUACGGCACCGCUAAUUAAAAAGCGGCAGGUGAUGAAGUUGGCACUAGGCGAUUAUCGCUUGAAAAUGCAGCAGGAGGAAAAGAAGAUGCUUCUAGCUUCCAAAGAAAUUAAAUUUACACCGGCUGCUGAGAUGAACAAGAAAUCGAGUUUUGUUAAGAAAUCAGCACUGUUGACAUCGGGCAAAGAUUUUCGCUUUAAUUUUGCCGUACCCGACUCGAGCUCCACAACAACAACGACAACAACAACCCCACAAUCAGCUGUGGAAACGAACGUUUCCAGUCUCUUUGCUGGAAGCAGUGCAACAGCGCAACCCUUCAAGUUCAAUUUUAGCAUCGAUGACAAUGAUGCAGCCGAUGAUAUUAAUCUGGCGGGAUUAGCUAUAAAGAAUUGAAUAAAGACUAAAUUAAAAUACUUGC
Molecule: messenger RNA, 723 nt
Organism: Drosophila albomicans
Lineage: Eukaryota; Metazoa; Arthropoda; Insecta; Diptera; Drosophilidae
Product: UPF0488 protein CG14286
Exons: 3
Coding region: 96-698 (200 amino acids)
Source: RefSeq, a predicted model, not a curated record